Molecule: messenger RNA, 591 nt
Organism: Cuscuta europaea
Lineage: Eukaryota; Viridiplantae; Streptophyta; Magnoliopsida; Solanales; Convolvulaceae
Source: the annotation of a GenBank genome assembly
GUUAAUUUUAGAUGUUUAUGUUGACGGAACAUGUCGAAAUUGGAUGGAAAAGGGACCGUGCUAACGUAUGUUGGCUUUUGUUAUAUAAGCAAAGAUAUAUAUAUUGUACACACACCGCUGAUGAAACAAGAAGCUGGGAAGGAAUUGAUUACAGCCUGUAAGGGAAACAGGCACAUCUAUGGAAGGAAUUGAUAAUGGAUUACUGUAAGAAACAAAAAAUCUAUGUAAUAAGACUUGAAGAGGACUUUCCAUUGUUUAGUAAUCCUGCAAUAGAGAGAUCUCUUAGUCAUGAAGCAAGGGAAUCAGUUCUAUCGGCUUUGGUUUUAGAUGGCCGUGCAGAAUGGAUAGAUAAAGGCCACAGGAAAUGCCUUAUCCUUUGGCAUAGAAUUCAAGAUUGGGCCGACUUAAUAUUGCACUUAGUCGAUAAUGGUUUGGAGGACCGUGUGAUGGCAGUUGAAUCCAGGGGAACAGAGCUUCACGGGUUGGGCCGAAAAGUUCUUAUGCAAGCAUUGAAGCUGCUAGAGAACACGGGAAGGCCCAAAAGGGCAUAUUCGUACUUUUAUAAAACAUUACAUCAAAAAUCAUUUUUUU